AUGUUGAAGAUUCACAUGGAUGUGAUCAAGAAUCCGGGAGUGAACCUUUACCAAGGAAAAGACCAGCCAAAUAAAGGUAAAGGUAAACCAAAGGACAAUAAGAAAAAGGCAGCAUGUUAUGUAUGUGGCAAAGAGGACCAUAUGUCUCCAAAAUGCCCAGACAGACUGCUACCAGAGAGUCAAUGGAAGCAUCUGAAACACUAUGUUGAUUACAAGAAGAAGCUCAAUCUAAAUCAGAUUGGAGCAACUGUCCCAACUACAGCUACAGUUCCUGGAACCUCACCAGCAACAAGUGUGAUCACGGGUGGAACAUUGAGUGUUGCGGGAAGCGCUAACACACCUUUGCGACUUGCUGGUACUACAGGUAAUCAAAUGAUUCAAGUUCCUACAGGUAAUCAAAUGAUGCAAGUUCCUUGGGGAAUGCAGCUCAUGCAGAUUCCAACUCAAGGUGGCGGCACUGUGACUGUCCCUUACUCUAUGAAUGCUAACGGUGAGAUUGCGUUCAGUGGAAUGCAACUCAGCCAACAAGGCUUCAGUGGUGCUCAAGUGCGCCAAGGAUUCGAUGCAACUCAAGCUGGCUAUUAUGCUAUGUCAAAUGUCUUUCACGAUGCUAUCAAGGGAAAGGAUGAGAAUGGCAAUGAUGUCUAUCUUAUUCCAUGUCCUACUGGAAUGAAUAACGUCGAACUUCAAUCCGACUGGCACUACGCUAGUAAAAGUGAAGACUUGCCAGAUCUUGCUACUGAAGCAGAUCAAGGUAUGCAGUUUAUUCAAAGCCGCAGAAUCAAAAGAGAUCCGUUUGGUUUGCUCAAUCACGUCACCAUGGACAGUGGUUGCACCAACACCACCAUUUGUAAUGGUGAACUCAUGCAUGGACUACGUCAAGCUGAGAAAGAACUCAAUAUGCACACUAACGUGGGCAGCAGAGUUCUCGAUGAAGAAGGGUUUCUAGGAAGAUUUCAGCCUCCAGUAGUUGGAUUUCGGUUCUGGCAGACAUCAGACAAGCGACAGGCUUGUCGUCGUCCAAACCGAUUGACAACUUUGUGGCCCAUAAAGCCAUCAUUGCCAACCAGCCGUGCCAACAUGCAACCCAUCAAGUCGUCAUGCAGAGGCACUAACCAUAGCGAUCUCCGAUCCGUCUAA
Cylindrotheca closterium is the source of this 1140-nucleotide messenger RNA. The record is from the annotation of a GenBank genome assembly. NCBI's taxonomy places the organism in Eukaryota, Bacillariophyta, Bacillariophyceae, Bacillariales, Bacillariaceae.